Molecule: messenger RNA, 1293 nt
Organism: Ipomoea nil (Japanese morning glory)
Lineage: Eukaryota; Viridiplantae; Streptophyta; Magnoliopsida; Solanales; Convolvulaceae
Product: vacuolar amino acid transporter 1-like
Exons: 3
Coding region: 1-1293 (430 amino acids)
Biological process (GO): amino acid transmembrane transport
Cellular component (GO): vacuolar membrane
Molecular function (GO): amino acid transmembrane transporter activity
Source: RefSeq, a predicted model, not a curated record
AUGGAGCAGUCAUCAUCACAAAGUAGUGCAGAGAGAGGUGAGGCCCAAAGGCAAACAUUGCACCAAAGUGAUGAUGAUCAAGGCACCUCAUUCUGGAGGAGUUGUUUCAAUCUCCUCAAUACAUUAUCAGGUGUAGGGUUACUGUCUGUCCCUUAUGCACUUUCAGAAGGAGGCUGGCUAUGUCUCAUAAUUAUGUUGUUAAUAGCUAUCUCAUGUUUUUUCACUGGGCUACUUAUCCAAAAAUGUAUGGACUCAUCUUCGGAAAUAAACACAAACUCUACAUAUCCAGAUAUAGGAGAAAGGGCAUUUGGGAACAAAGGAAGAUGGUUAAUAUCAACCUUCAUGUGCCUUGAACUUUAUUUGGUGGCAGUUGAGUUCCUUAUAUUAGAAGGUGACAAUUUGGAGAAAUUGUUCCCAUAUGCAUAUGUUCACCUAGGCAAGCUGAAACUUGGGGCCAAACAAGCCUUUGUUUUGCUAGUGGCAUUGGUGAUAUUGCCGACAACUUGGUUGAGGAAUUUAGGUUUGUUGGCUUAUGUUUCUGCGGGUGGGGUGUUGGCUACUUUGGUUGUGGUUGGGUGCACCUUGUGGAUUGGGGCUGUGGAUGGUGUUGGGUUUCAUGAGAAGGGAGAGAUGUUGGGAUCUUUGGGUGGGGUUAUGAGAGCAUUGAGUUUGUGCAGUUUUUGUUAUGCUGGGCAUUCUAUUAUUCCUCCACUUCGCAAUUCUAUGAGAGAUAAGACCCAAUUCUCUAAGGUUCUAAUUUUUGGCUUUGCUGUAAGCACCCUAACCUAUGGAUCAAUGGCAAUUCUGGGCAACCUCAUGUACGGACAACAUUUGCACUCGCAGGUGACAUUGAAUUUCCCAACCAACAAAACAUCCUCAAAAGUAGCCAUCUACACCACCGUGGUGAAUCCCAUAACCAAGUACGCCAUUAUCGUCACCCCCGUUGCAACAACCGUGGAAGACGGGAUCCAAGCUUUAUCCCGUCGUAGAUGGGAUAAUAAUGUAGCUGUGAUAAUAAUGUUGACGGCGAGAACUUGUCUGGUCAUCAGCACCGUCGUUGUUGCAUUAACGGUCCCGUUGUUUGGUCCGAUCCUGGCAUUCGUUGGCGCGUUCUUGAAUGUGACAUUGUCGUUUCUGUUCCCCUGCGCAUGCUACCUCAAGAUCAACGCAGGUGCUCGGAGAUUUGGGAUAGAGUUGUGUAUUAUUCUCAUGAUUUUAGGUUUGGGAUCAUUAAUUUUUGUUGUAGGAACCUAUAUUUCUAUUAGAGAUAUUAUUCGAGGUAUGAGUCAUUAG